AUGAAAAGCUUUUUAGAUGCUAUACUCUUCAUACAGCUGUCGCACUGGAAUUCAGUGGAAGCCGCCGUUAUCCAGCUGAACUCGCAGAAUAUUGAUAGUGUUUUAGUUAAUUUAUUUUGCAAAUUCUUUAUCACCUAUGGUCUUACAGCUAGUAAUCAAGUUGUCUUUGUAAACUUCUAUGCCGACUGGUGCCGAUUUUCGCAACAGCUAAAACCAAUCUAUAAGGAUGCUAGUGAAAGAUUUCAGAACCAUCCCCCCGGUACUGUUGCUUGGGCCGCAGUCGAUAGUGAUAGACAGCCUAUGAUUGCUCAAAAAUAUAACGUGAAUAAAUACCCGACGCUGAAAUUGUUCAGAAAUGGCGAACUUGUGAAGAGGGAAUACAGGGGACAGCGGUCAGUUGAUGCACUUUCAGCAUUUAUUCAAAAGCAGAUAGAUGGGUCGAUGCAGACUUUCAAUUCAACGAUAGAAUUGGAAUCACGGCUUGAUAAAAAGAGACGUAAUGUAAUUGGAUACUUUAAAACUUCAUCCGGACCCGAAUUCGAAAAUUACCAGAAGAUUGCCUCAUUGCUGAGGGAAGAUUGCAUUUUCUGGCUGGGAUCUGAUGAUGUGGCGGAAUAUACUGCGGGUUUGGCAAAUUAUGACCUUAUGAAGGUGUGGUUAACCGAAAGAUGCAUACCUUUGGUCAGAGAGAUCACCUUUGAAAAUGCAGAAGAACUUACCGAAGAGGGGUUACCUUUCUUAAUUUUGUUUCGUUUGCCUGAUGACUUGGAAAGCGAAAAAUUGUUUACUGAACAAGUCGUCCGGGAAUUGCCCGAUCAAAAGAACUCUAUCAACUGCUUACUGGCUGACGGCAAGAAGUUUGCACAUCCUUUGCAUCAUUUAGGAAAGACCGAGAAAGACCUGCCAUUAAUCGCUAUCGAUUCUUUUCGCCAUAUGUAUCUGUUCCCAGAUAUGAAGCAGCUUAUUGUUCCUGGAAAGUUACGGCAGUUUGUACUGGAUCUGCAUUCAGGAAAGCUGCAUCGGGAAUUUCAUCAUGGUCCUGAUCCAGUGAAGCAAGAUCCUGAAGCAAAAGUAAUUCAAACUGCUACUGAAACGCAGCCUCCUCCAAGUGUAUUUAAACAACUUAAGCCGUCAGAAAGCAGUCCCCUGAGAAGAUGUGCGAGGUCGUUUUUGCAGUUAUUUUGGUUAUCUACUGGUUUGUUAAUCGUUACUUAUUGCAAGGAGAUUAACAAUAAUACUGCUAGCUACUUCAUAAGGCUAAGUGCACAUUUUCAUGCUGGUAAAGCGAAUUAUGUUGCGCAGAAAACGGCUUUUGUUUUAAUCGAGGAAGAAGCUGCGGAAGUUAACCUUCGACAGACCAGACGACCACCUGGUGGUAAGAUUGGCGAGGAUCAAGAUAUGAGUUUUUUGGGGUCAUUAUUGUGUGUGACUUCGGAUUUGUGCUAAAA
Messenger RNA from Enterobius vermicularis (human pinworm), 1448 nucleotides. Lineage: Eukaryota; Metazoa; Nematoda; Chromadorea; Rhabditida; Oxyuridae. The record is from the annotation of a GenBank genome assembly.